This is a messenger RNA of Verruconis gallopava, 2436 nucleotides long. RefSeq lists its product as uncharacterized. The transcript has 3 exons. Gene Ontology annotation, biological process: DNA-templated transcription; regulation of DNA-templated transcription. Gene Ontology annotation, molecular function: DNA-binding transcription factor activity, RNA polymerase II-specific; DNA binding; zinc ion binding. Lineage: Eukaryota; Fungi; Ascomycota; Dothideomycetes; Venturiales; Sympoventuriaceae. The record is from RefSeq and is a predicted model, not a curated record. The coding region runs from base 1 to 2436 and encodes 811 amino acids.
AUGCCUGGUGUCAGUCCACCAGCCGACAAGAUGACUAACAAAAAGCGUACUUCAACGCAAGCUGCGGGAGAGGAUGGCCAGGAGAAGCCGAUCAAAAGAAGAGCGUCGACAGCGUGCCAGGCCUGCCGCGCGAGGAAGGUUCGAUGCAAUGUGCUGGAAAAUGGGCCUCCAUGCACAAAUUGCCGCUUAGACGACGUCCAGUGCACGAUUUCCAUCGGCAAAAGACGACUAGGAGUUUCGCGCGGUAACGCCGAAGCCAUUCUGCUUUUUUCUGAUCAUGGACCCUCAGACGGCGUCGAGGGCACGUAUUUCUCUGGCUUCCACAGCAACCACAACCAUGGCCACACCCACAAUCAUGGCCACAACCUUGGCCAAAUGCAGAAAAGAAACCUCAAUGGAUCACCACAGCAUGUUCCGCCGAUGAUGCAUCGAGCCGCAUUUCCCGCAUACAAUCGCACCUCCAACGUCAGUAUCGAGUCUUUCCCGGAGCAGCAGUACCAGUUCAUGGAGACCGCGUUCGGGCGGGCGGCACAUACUGCCUCUCCCCCAAUAAGUCAUGGGUCGGCUGAUGCCCAAAUGUCACUGGCGGCCGGACUUCCUGAGCUGCGAUCAAGUCCAGCCAACUUGCUUCCUCCGGUACUACCUCAAUGGGUCAAGCCCCUCCCAGAGCGUAUCAAUCCAGACGACGCCGAGUUCUUGGCCAGGAAGGGAGCUCUGUCUGUGCAUGACAGUGCCUUUAGAAACGAGUUGCUCAAGUGUUUCAUACGCUGGGUGUAUCCCUGGUCGCCCGUCAUAAGUUUGGACAACGUCGUGCGGACGAUGUCGGGCGGCAACGGGGCCACAGACAAGAUCAGUCUGCUGCUGUUUCAAGCCAUGAUGUUCGCUGGUGCAGGCUUCGCUGACCUCGCCAUCUUACGGAGUGCUGGUUUCAACAGCCGCAAAGACGCCCGAAAGCAUUUUUUCAACCGCUGCAAGCUCCUUUACGACUUUGAGUAUGAAGAUGAUCGGCUUGUCCUGAUCCAAGCUCUAGUCUUGAUGACGUAUUGGCACGAUAGUGCUGACGACCAGAAGGACAUCUGGCACUGGAUUACUGUUGCUGUCGCCCUGGCGCAGACGAUCGGCCUCAAUCAAGACCCUGAUACGCUCGAGAUGUCGACCUCGGAGAAGCAUCUUCGCAAGAGAGUCUGGUGGUCGUUGUUCAUGCGUGAUCGACUAGUUGCGUUAGCCAUGCGACGGGCAGCGAAGAUCCAGUUGAACGAGUCUCACGUUCCGCCACUUUCCAUUGCUGAUUUCGAUGUGUAUGAAGGUAGUGCUUCAGCUAACACAGACUUCUUGAAGAUGGACGUUGCUCAGCGCGAACGCAUAGCUAUGGUAUCUGUGGAAUGCUGCAAACUUUGCACCAUCAUCGGCCGUAUUCUCGAAACUCAAUACUCAACGACGUGCAUACGGCGACGAAGAUCUGGGAGUCAAGAAAGACCCAACACCACUACUACAAUGGUCCUCGUUCCUCGAAAGGCGCAGGACGACAAGAUCCAGGUUCUGGCUCUCGAUGCGAUGCUGUCAGGUUGGGCUGAGGAUCUUCCGCCCGAGAUUUCCUAUGAGAACAUCAAGAGACAGGGAAAUCAGACGGAUAACUUCGACAUGAAGCUGCAUUGCGCCCAGCUCUCGAUGCUAUACCACACUGCAAUCAUCAUGCUCUUCCGGCCGGCGCAUCUUUCGCACAGCGCAAACGGCACGCGAUUAGAGACAACGCAGGAAUCCAAAUCGGCACUGGACAAGACUCGGGACUCGGGCGUCCAGAUCACACGCAUCUCCACGGAGCUGGAAUCAAUGAACAGUGUGCGAUACCUGCUCACGGUCGGCGUCACAAUCGUGGUGCACGCGGCGAUGGUUCAGCUCAUCGAGGCGGGCUCACCCAACCCGACGCAUCGCCAACAGAGCAUCGAAAAUCUGGCCAAAAGUAUGCGCGUUCUCGAGCAGCUCUGCGAUGUGUACAUUGCAGCGGAUCUUGCAGUCCAGCUUCUGCAUGCAGGGAUUGCAAAGGCCGGAAUACGACUCACCACGUCUGGCCAGCAGCAACGGACCAGCAUCAGUCCGCUGAGCGUUAUCGACGAGGAGCCCUCCCGCGAAAGGUUCAUGAGCCAGGCGAUCCUGCAGGACAAGCCUGCGAGCGAUAUGAGCCUCAGCGAGGAUCCACCAAUGGUCAGCGCGACUGACGAAUUCGCGCCCAACCUCUGGCCAGGCCUCACGCCAUCUGGGCAAACCCCGGGCGUGGACAACUUGUUCGGAUUUCAUGACACGACGUUUUCCCUGGACGAGAACAUGGGGGAGUUUGGUAAUUUUGGUUAUGGUACGGUUUCCGGCGGCAAAGACGGCUUCUUCUCCGAAUCUGACGCAGCGCUCCUGGAGCCUCAUUUGCAAUGGAUAACGACGUAA